AUGCCACCCUAUGCUGCUGAACUCGAAACCUGGUGGUUAGGGAUAGGCUAUGAAGCACUUAAACAAUUGGUCAACGAUAAAUCAGAUGAACUUAACGCUCGGCAGUGUGGCUUUGCGCAGCAAAUGCAAACGAGGCUAUUGGCAUUCGAUAACGACCAAACCAUUCAAGCCUCCCUUCAGACAACCUGGCGAGCGAUUCGUGCAGCAAGAGGAGUCGACUAUGACGCGAAUAGUCGCAAGAAUUCCAAGUACAUAGCUUCCAAUAUCUUUCGGAAGCCCCAUGAUGGAGGUAUUGACCUUGAACGCGCCAUGGAUGGCCUUGGCUACCUCGAUGCCAUCGAAAUUCGUCGCCUUCGCCUCCUUGAAGCCACCCAUGCUGCCAUGGAGACCAUCUCACCGACAGAAAGUCAACUACAAAUGCUCCAGGAGCUUGAUAGGACUUCCACCGCAAAUUUUCGGCUUCUACACGCCGGUUUCAGGGCCUGUAUUCUUAUCGAAGAAUUGACGAGAGGCUCCGAGUGCAGGAAGGAGAUCCCUCAAAUUAUGGGAAUGUUCAAUGCUCUUAUGCCUUCAGAUGUGUUUCUCGAAGACGAAGAUGAUGUCGACCCAACUCCACACUCGCCGGGUCUUCGCGACAGUGUUCGGUUUUCUGUCUUUGAGCACCUAAUGUCCGACCACCCCUUCUCUCCUCAGCAGCAAGAAGUCAUUAAAAUGAAGCUGUCUGGCUGGUGCGAGGUCACAGGGUAUCCUCAAGCCAGAGAUGCCAUGAUGAGAUAUUGUGAAGAGUUCAAGAAGCUGGAAGGUGUGUGCUUAGCGAUCAUGAACGAUCUUGAACGAAAAUCAUUCAGCACCGGAUCGUAUCAUAUAGCAUCUCCAACCUCGUCAACGUUGCUUGAUACAGACAAUUCACGAAGCUCUGGUUUUUCAGCAAGUGCAACCCAGGGCGCGAACGCUAUUUUCACAACUACGACUUCAAACGACAACCAGGACUUCGCGCCAACGACACCCUUAAGCCCAUGGGCUCUAUCGACUUCACAUCCCCUACUAAAAGGAAUGCCCGGAAGAGAAAUGAGCCCAGCUAAAACGGACGGCGCUCUUUUUUCUCAAGAUCUCAGCGCACCACCCGUCCUGUCAUAUCCUGAUAACCUCUCCAAAACAGAGUUUUUUCAGCACCCAUUCACCCGAAAGCUUGACAUGUCGCCAUACGAUCCCGACAGCGACGAUGAGGGUAAUGACAUGCCACCUGUGCCUCCCUUACCACACAUUCCCGAGAGACUUAAAGCACAUCUCACACCCAGCGUUUUGGACAAGAUCAAAAAGAGAAUGCGCUAUCAGUCUGAUAGAUCCGAAAGGACAGACCAAAGUGGUGUGCCGUUCCAGGUACUGGACCAGCACGUGGGCACUUCCACUACACGCAAGUCAGGUGAUAGAAAGCGCUGGCCGUCGUUCAAAGCAAGCAUCUCGGAGCCAAUAUCUAUCAUAGUCCCAUUUCCGGGAAGUUUGAGCUUUGAAGCCAACAGCUAUGAGGCCUCUAAUACAUCUUCGAGCCCAUUACAGAGUCCCAAAUCACCCCCGAGACAGACCACCGUGGGGGGAAGCACCUUCCGGCCUUUCCACAGAAGGGGUAGAAGUACUGGACUGAGUUGCCAACUUACGAAACCACGUCUAUCACCUAUGGAGUAUUGUCGAAUGUACCUGAUGGAGAAGCACUUAUCUGACUGCGAGAAUCGACCAUGUGAACUUCCAUCCCCCGACAAACACUGGUUCUGGACGAACUACUAUAAGCAAUUUCUGGUAAUACCGCAAAUACCAAAAGUAAUACGGCGUGAUUUGGAGCCCAUAGCUUUUGGGUUCAAUGUAGAAAGCACUGCCGCAGAUGAAUAUGCAGCUGAUUCUGAUGGGGAAUCAGUAUCAACUGCAAGGCCAGAAACUUACGCCAAUGGACCCAUGCGUCUAUCCCUUCACUUGGGUGGCGAGCCGAUCCUUCUACCCUCAUUCAUGGAUACAUUGCGUUUCAACUUGAGUAAUGCUCAGUUCAAAAAAGCCUCAGAGUUGGACAAAGAAGCCGGGGAUGGUCCUGGAGGCGCGGAUCCUGAAGAUAAGGAUAUAGUUGUGCCACGUAGAGUACCAGCCGGGGGUGAGGUCGAAGAUUGGCGGCCUAUGAGCGAGUAUGAAUCAGACGAGAACGAUGAGACAGCAAGUGCGACCACACCAAUUGAAGCUUCUGGGGACAAUCAUUCGACUGAACACACAGGCAAGACCACCAAGAGCACGGUGACUGCGGCUCACCUUGAAAGCUUCGACGAUGCAGUGACCCUUCAAAAUCAGAAUACAUCGAGUUUGCCCGACCCGGGCACUCAUUCUUCUCGUCAGGGUGUCAAGAGGAAUGAUCUGAUAGGUGACUCAGAUCAAGCUGAUAGACAAUUCCACAACGACUCUGGUAGCUUCAGGCUUUCGAGGCAGUUAUCCCGUAUAUGUAAAGACGAAAUGUCUGUUUUUGAUUUUGCCACCCCAAGGCCCAGAGGCAAGACUGUUGGCUGUACUCCUCAGCCGCUGGCAACAACAGACACACAAAGUCCCCUUGCUCGUUUCCCUAUCGCAGUUCAGCCAACUCAUCGAUUGACUCCAGGAACACUUACAAAACGUGUUGUCGGUGAUUCUGGCGGUAAACUCCUUUUUGAAGAUACCCGACAAGCAAGACUAAUCCCAAGUCCUGGUGAUAAGUACCACCAGGGGCUUUCUGCGGACCUAUGGGAGGCCGACACAGAAUCAAUUAUCUCCGAACUUCAACCAAGUCCCUUGCAUAUCAACCGCCGGAAGCAUAAGGCUAACACUGACGAAUCUGAUCGUAGAUGGCCAAGACUGUUUGAUAGGGGGUAUGCUGGUCCGCCUACCACACUUGAGAUGCUUAGGAUCAACGCCCCUACUGAGCGAGGCGAUUCCUUCGAUCCCGAAGUCUUCGGAGAUGGCGAUGAUACUCCAACAGAAGGAGAUCGUACGCCUCGUGGGCUAAGACACCAAGAACAGGGCAUCCUGCAGGCAACACCUGCGCCAAGAGGCCUUCAACGUUCGGCUUCCACAAUUGUUACCCCAACACAGUCUAUGAAAAGGCUCGAACACAAAGCAUCUUUCAAUCUGGAAGCCAUGGCGCAAUCAGGUUUUACCCCGGAGCAUCGUAGGGAGAGCAUUUCGAGGGAUACAUUCCCCAGGUCUGGCAUAAUGCUCAACCUCCAGAGCACUCAGGGGCGUCUAAGAUGCCCUCCUCAAGAUUCUAAUGGAACUGAAAUGAGUAUAAGCAUAACAGAUAAGACUCCCAAAGUAAGACGCUUGCCUGCUUUGCCGGACUCUGGGCGGCAUGAACGCGCUUUUGCACCAAAAGAAUGGAUGAGGGCUUUCGCAACUACACCCCGAAAGUCCAGAACCAUGCCGCGAAACGACGGGCGACUUGAGAAGCAUGUGGAGGCUUCUUCUGGAGUGGAUUGGCGAAAUACUUUGUUUCAGCCAAGUGUGACUAUGGAUGAGGGAGAUUUCGAACGUUCAACAUCGGCCACUACGCGAGACUUCUCGCAACCUCACAAGCUCCAAAAGCCGCCAUCGCGAGCGAGACUUACUCCCAGCAGCACCUACCGUUCACCAAGCCAGCAGAUCGACCAAUCAACUCGAGUCUCGUCCUUGAUGCCUCCCGGAAGUGAGGCAGACGUUCCUGAGCGAAGAACCCCAUCACCCACCGCCUCACAAACUACUGUCGUUCCACGAACACCAUCCUCGAGCAUCGGUAGUAUCUUCCGCAAGCGUAUGCGUUCGGACUACAAUCCCCCAGCAACUCCUCGAACACCGGCUGAGCCCACCUUGGCAUGGUCCCCGUUUGUUAACUGCGAACCCGAACCACCUUGUGCGUCGCCAUGGGUCUCAGGUAAUGGUGAAGGGAAAAGAGAGAAAGAGAAACGAGCGGCGUACUUCCGGGACAAAGUCGAGCGUGAGUUUCAGAACAGACAAUCGCCAAAGAGGUCCAGUCGUAAGGACUCCCUCGAAAGUGCGGCUAAUGAUGACACUGUUCAAAACAACGUCGUCACUGAUAAUAGGACCAGUAAAGAGAGUCUUAUACAAUGGAAGCAGUUCCUCGAAGAUGCCCCGGAACCGCUUUUCUCAUCACCUAGGCCGCCUGUACCACCUCUUCCUUCUGAGUCUCAGCUAAACAUCGCACUCGAUCGACCUUCCCGACAGCCACAAACCACUACUGGGGUAACAGCGCGGGGGGAAGUGACUCCAGCCGCCACAUAUCGAGACAAGAAACCCCAGGGAUUAACAGUAGAGACACGUAAGCUACGUAAAGUAAUGCGUGAGGGGGCGCAGACCCCAAGCAGAAACAAAUCGACGACGCCCGCCAGCGGAAGCAGCUUCAGGUCUACGUUUCGUUUGGAGGCACGACGAAUGAGCUUUGGACGACCAGCGGUCGACCAUGAGUCCCAGGGUAAAGGGCGAGAAACCGAAACUUUUCCAAGACGCAAGUAA
Molecule: messenger RNA, 4512 nt
Organism: Fusarium fujikuroi IMI 58289
Lineage: Eukaryota; Fungi; Ascomycota; Sordariomycetes; Hypocreales; Nectriaceae
Exons: 4
Coding region: 1-4512 (1503 amino acids)
Source: RefSeq, a predicted model, not a curated record